Messenger RNA from Aureobasidium pullulans EXF-150, 435 nucleotides. RefSeq lists its product as uncharacterized. The record is from RefSeq and is a predicted model, not a curated record. Bases 1 to 435 code for a protein of 144 amino acids. NCBI's taxonomy places the organism in Eukaryota, Fungi, Ascomycota, Dothideomycetes, Dothideales, Saccotheciaceae. The transcript has a single exon.
AUGCACUUCUCCACCUUCACCGCCGCCAGCGUUCUCGCUCUCGCCUCCUCCACCUUCGCCAGCAAGGUCGCAGUCAAGAACAACUGCCCCCAGGACAUCUUCCUCCAAAUCACCCGUCAAGACCAAUCCCACACUCAGCAAAAGAUCGCCUCCAACGGUGGCUACUUCAGCGAGCAGCUCAACGGCCAAGGCAACAGCUACGGCAUCACCAAGAACCAAGACUACUACUCCCCCAACACUCCCAAGCUCAUCUGGGGUGCUUCCGACAGCGCCGGUGUUGUCUACUACUCUCUCAACAACGUUGACGGCAACCCCUUCAACGGACAGAGUGUUAAGCUCACCGGCAACCAGCAGUCUUGCCCUGCUGUUACUUCUGUUGAUGGCAGCACCAAGGCUUGCUCCAACGUCAACGACUUCACCCUUACCCUCUGCUAG